Hippopotamus amphibius kiboko is the source of this 2556-nucleotide messenger RNA. It is a transcript of the gene SLC16A7, whose product is annotated as solute carrier family 16 member 7. Gene Ontology annotation, cellular component: membrane. The record is from RefSeq and is a predicted model, not a curated record. The transcript has 7 exons. Gene Ontology annotation, biological process: monocarboxylic acid transport; transmembrane transport. NCBI's taxonomy places the organism in Eukaryota, Metazoa, Chordata, Mammalia, Artiodactyla, Hippopotamidae. The coding region runs from base 400 to 1863 and encodes 487 amino acids. Gene Ontology annotation, molecular function: monocarboxylic acid transmembrane transporter activity.
GCCGCGGCGGGCGCGGUGCGCGUUCGGGGACAUGAAUAAGUAAGUGACUCCGUUCCCCCGCCGACAGCGAGGCGACCCGGAGAGGCCGGCGGGGCACGCAUCGCGGCAGCGCCCACCCGGCGCCGGAGCCCCGGGGAAGAGUCAGUCUUAAGAUGUGAUGCCUUCCUGUGAAACCUCACACACGGGAAUCUUGGAAACCAAAGGACUCUAGGACUCCGUGACAGUAGACCUGCUUUAUAAUCCAGGAGGGUCUGCCCUACCUCUUCCUUUGUAUUGCCUUCGAAUAUCACACUUCAAGCAAUAGUGACAGGGCUUAACAAUAUCACGCGUACCCCAAAGACAUCUGUCCAAGCGGGCGUCUGUCGACAGGUUACUUGACUUGCAAAUAGAGGAGCAGAAAUGCCACCACCAGCAGGCUCCCCCUCAGUACCUACACCCCCUGAUGGAGGAUGGGGCUGGGUAGUGGUCGGAGCAGCUUUUAUCUCCAUUGGGUUUUCAUAUGCAUUUCCCAAAGCUGUCACAGUAUUCUUCAAAGAAAUUCAGCUAAUGUUCAACACUACCUACAGUGAAAUAGCAUGGAUAUCAUCCACUAUGCUGGCUGUUAUGUACGCAGGAGGUCCCAUCAGCAGUGUUUUGGUGAAUAGAUACGGUAGCCGGCCGGUGGUGAUGGUAGGAGGUUUGUUAUGCUGUUUGGGGAUGGUCGCAGCAUCUUUUAGUACCAACGUUGUACAGCUUUAUAUCACUAUGGGAUUCAUUUGCGGUUUAGGUCUAGCCUUCAACCUGCAACCCGCCUUAACCAUCCUCGGCAAAUACUUUUAUAAGAAGCGGCCUAUGGCGAGUGGCCUUGCGAUGGCUGGAAGUCCUGUUUUCUUAAGUACACUGGCUCCUUUUAAUCAGUACCUCUUUAACACCUAUGGUUGGAAAGGAAGCUUCUUGAUUUUGGGAGGUUUAUUGUUGAACUCCUGUGUGGCUGGGGCCCUCAUGAGACCCGUUGGACCCAAACUAACCACUCAGAAGUCUAAAAAUAAGGUUGGUGUAAGAGAGACUGAUUCAGGUAUGAAGGAGAGACAUAAGAAGAAAUCCAUAUGGGCAAAAAUUAAUAAGUAUUUAGACUUCUCCCUUUUUAAGCACAGGGGGUUUCUGAUAUACUUAUCUGGAAACGUCAUUAUGUUUCUGGGAUUCUUUGCCCCCAUCAUAUUCUUGGCUCCGUACGCUAAAGACAAAGGAAUUGAUGAGUACUCCGCAGCUUUCUUGCUGUCUGUCAUGGCUUUUGUCGACAUGUUUGCCAGACCUACUGUAGGGUUCAUUGCAAACACCAGAUUGGUCCGACCCCGCAUCCAGUACUUCUUCAGCUUUGCGAUCAUGUUCAACGGGUUGUGCCAUCUCCUGUGCCCGCUGGCUGAGGACUACUCAAGCCUGGUGGUGUACGCUGUGUUUUUUGGCCUUGGGUUUGGGAGUGUUAGCAGCAUCCUCUUUGAAAGCCUCAUGGACCUUGUUGGCGCGCAGAGAUUUUCCAGUGCGGUGGGACUUGUCACAAUUGUGGAGUGUUGCCCCGUCCUUCUUGGUCCUCCGCUUGCUGGUAAAUUGGUGGAUGAAACUGGACAGUAUAAAUACAUGUAUGUGUCCUGUGGAGCUGUUGUGGUCCUGGCCAGUGUGUGGCUACUCAUUGGCAAUGCUAUCAACUACAGAUUGCUCGCAAAGGAAAAGAAGCUGAAAGAGGCAAAGAAAAUACAUACGCCUGAGUCCCAAGAAUCUGAAUCCUUGAAGACAUCUAAAAGUCAUGAUGUCAGUGUCAAAAGUACAAAAAGUCAAAAGUCAAAAAAAUCAGGGGUUAAUCCCUCAGAAAGAGAAACUAAUAUUUAAUAAGAAUCACAUCUCUGAUUUCAGUGUUAAUGACUUUCUUAGGAGUAAUUUUUUUUUCAACAUGUUGGAAGGUUUUUAGUUGAAAUGAGGCAUCAUUAAGGAUGAGGUGAGAUUUUCCUUAAUGGCAAAUUUUAAAUGUUUGUUUUUUAAAAAUUCUUUGAGCGGUUAAAUUUUGAGAUCAUGCAUAUAAAGAGUUCAUGCAAGGGACUUAUUUCCCUACACGACUCAGGUUGUGGUGGUUAAAACGAUCUUAAAGUCUUCCAGUGACUUCCAGUCUUGGUUAUAGAGAUCUGAAUCCCAAACCGCUGGUUUAAGUAGUUAGAACGAGUAUGUUUAGUCCCGUAAGAAUACCGUCUCCACAUUUCACUUUUUUAUUUGAUAUUAAAGUGUGAAAUGGAAUCAAAGGAAGUGAAUUUUUCCCAAACAUGCUCACACACACCGACUUUCACACACUUAAGAACAAGCACACAGGGUAUUUGGAGAAAAAAGACGAGUUCAAAAAGAAUAUGAUCAUUGUACUUUUUUUAAAAAUCCAUGGAGAGAAAAGAAAUAUGUUAUAUCUGCAUACUACUUUAUAGUGUGGAUUUUACAGAUAAGAACAUGAGUGAAAAUGAGGGUGAUCUUAAUUUGAAAAUGAAUCGAACUGCUGUAAAAAAAGAAUAGCAUUUGCGUAUACGAAAUAAAUUUGAAAAA